Molecule: messenger RNA, 1377 nt
Organism: Acytostelium subglobosum LB1
Lineage: Eukaryota; Evosea; Eumycetozoa; Acytosteliales; Acytosteliaceae
Exons: 3
Coding region: 1-1377 (458 amino acids)
Biological process (GO): phosphatidylethanolamine biosynthetic process
Cellular component (GO): mitochondrion
Molecular function (GO): phosphatidylserine decarboxylase activity
Source: RefSeq, a predicted model, not a curated record
AUGUUGUCACCAUUGCUGAGACUAUCACCAACGUUGAAGCCAACUGUUGUUGCUUCAAACUCUGUUGGACGCUUUGCAAUCUCUGCAUUGAGAUUGAAUAACAACAACAAUGUUGGCAGCAGCAACAGCAGCAGCAACAGCAAUAUAUCAAAUAUUAUUGGAAAUGUGACAGCCGAGUCAAUGAGAUCAUCACAAUCACCGAUGAUCACAUCCACUUUGCCAUUCUCACUCACUCAGGCCAACUAUCUAAAGGACUAUCAACUCUACAGUUUCAGCAGUCGCGAUUCAAAUGCAAGAUUCUAUUCCACUGGUGUGGAGCAACAGCAGCCUCCAAAGCAACAGCAGCAACAGAAGGAGGAGCAGAAGGAUCAGAAACAGGAGCAACAGCAACAACAGGAUCAAGAAGGACAGACUGAGACAGUCAAGAAGCCAUUCUCAUUCACAAGGACCAUCCUCAUGCUCUCUGGUGCUGCCUUCAUCUCUUCAUUCGCCUACCUCUCAUACAAUGGUCGCGACAUCAAGUUUGAAUAUUUGAAACGUAUUCCAUUCAGAUUCACAUCACAUAUCUGGGGCAAGAUUGCUAAUAUUCACUUGCCAAUGUCAUUGAGAGAACCAAUUUAUGGAACUUAUUCAAGGUUGUUUGGAGUCAAGAUCGAUGAGGCUGAGAAGCCAAUGAAGGAGUAUCCAUGUCUGGCAGAGUUCUUUUGCCGACGACUAAAGCCAGGCGCAAGACACAUUGACUACAAGGCACCACUGACCAGUCCAGUCGACGGCAAGGUCAUCUAUUAUGGCGAGGUCAACGACGACACGCUGGAGCAGGUCAAGGGCAUCUCAUACUCGCUGCGCCAAUUCCUGGGCGAUGACGAGAUGAAGACACUCAAGGACAAGAACCUGUAUCACGUCGGCAUCUACCUGUCGCCUGGCGACUACCACGGCAUCCACAGUCCAUGCGAGUGGACCAUAGACAACAGAUACCACUAUCCAGGCUACCUCUUCCCCGUUGCCAAAUUCGCCGUUGACAACAUCAAAGGACUCUUUGCACUCAAUGAGCGUGUCGUCCUCGGAGGUCGUUGGAAGCAUGGAUACUUCUCGCUCACUCCAGUUGGUGCAUCCAAUGUUGGUACCAUUGUAAUGGACUUUGAUAAGGAGUUGAUGACGAAUGAUCAAAAGGACAAGGCAACUGGAACUUAUUAUUAUCAUAGAUCAUUCAGCAGACCUAUUCAACAGAAGAAGGGAGAGGAGUUGGCAUUCUUCAAGAUGGGUUCGACAGUGGUGAUGAUAUUCGAAGUGCCAAAGAACCAAAAGUUUGAAUUCAAUCUAACUCCAGGUCAAACUGUUAUACUUGGAGAGAGUAUUGGUGAGAUUGUCAAGAAGUAA